Folsomia candida is the source of this 739-nucleotide messenger RNA. RefSeq lists its product as uncharacterized. Lineage: Eukaryota; Metazoa; Arthropoda; Collembola; Entomobryomorpha; Isotomidae. The coding region runs from base 225 to 569 and encodes 114 amino acids. The transcript has 2 exons. The record is from RefSeq and is a predicted model, not a curated record.
CGUAUUGCAAUUAAAUAGAUGUAAAAUGAAAUUAGACUUUGCUUUCCACUUGGGUUAAUUUCAGUCCGUAUGCAAAAACAACUCCUCAGAUUUUUCUCUUUCCACUUAUUCUGUAUUUUAUUAUUCUAAUUAUAUUAUUAUUCAAUUUUUGUCGGCCGUUUUCUGGUAUUUUGUUCUACAGUAGUCGGUUGGUUCUGGUCAUCUAUUCAGCCAAUUAAUAUAAAAUGGGGCACAGAAAAUUUGGCACAACCAAAGCUAUUAAAGCUAGUCACACUGAAAAGCCUAACAGGAAACUGGUUCCAACGUCCAAGUCCAUUUCCAAAAAGAAGAUUGAAGAUAGGCUGCAAUUUAGCAGCAAACGAAAGACUAAUGAAUGGACUAGGAACAAAGUCACGGAAAUCGACUCUACUUUUCAAGUCCUACUUAAGGACCCUGAAGUAUUCAGUAACAAGCAAGCAAAUUUAGUAAACCUUGAACGACUGCAACCGUCAAUGGGAACAAUUGAAGAUUUUGAGAUGGUGCUGGCAAUCACUUGUGAAAAAAUCAAUAAGACGUCUGUAGCAGAUUGAUGUUUAUAAUUUAAUUUUAAUUUAAGCAUCUCAGUUCAGAGCUGUCAUAGUAUUUCAUAUUCAGAUAUGUACUAACGGCUAUAUUCUUAUUUUCUACUAUGUAUUUAGGUUUUCAUACCGUAAGAUAAUUAAUAAAGUAAUCGAAUCCGUAUAUUGGCGGAAUUAUAAAA